AAAGUCUAAAGUUAGCUCAAGGGUUGGGUGCAGUGCAGCACCGUCAGCAGUGAAUGGGCGACAUUGUACGCUUGGAACCAUACUCGUCUUUCAGCCACCCAGUCCCGUCCACAGCCAGCCGCUGGCUGUUCCUCGGGUUGUUAACGUCCACGUAUUUCUGGCAUUGGGCUCCAUGCCCCAUUGUGUUCGAGCUCCUCGUGACGAUGGGCGGUGUGCUCUUCUUGCACCCUGCACCCUUUCAUUAGCCAGACACUCCCCGAACAUGUACCCCCCAUCCACCCAACGGGUUCGGGGCGAAACACGCAAACACCCCCCCCAAUAAUGCAACCUCAACACCAGAGAAAAAAACACGGAAAUAUGUGCAGCGGCCCCAUAAUAGGGUUGAGGGAGCACCACCCUCCGCAAAGUCUGCUGCCCGCCAACCUUUCUCCCCCUGGGUCGGUUAUGGACGUUUGUUGAG
Ectocarpus sp. CCAP 1310/34 is the source of this 460-nucleotide messenger RNA. The record is from the annotation of a GenBank genome assembly. Lineage: Eukaryota; Phaeophyceae; Ectocarpales; Ectocarpaceae.